This is a messenger RNA of Myotis myotis, 3012 nucleotides long. It is a transcript of the gene RCBTB2, whose product is annotated as RCC1 and BTB domain containing protein 2. Gene Ontology annotation, molecular function: protein binding. Lineage: Eukaryota; Metazoa; Chordata; Mammalia; Chiroptera; Vespertilionidae. The coding region runs from base 334 to 1914 and encodes 526 amino acids. The transcript has 12 exons. The record is from RefSeq and is a predicted model, not a curated record.
GUCAAAACAAGUGAAACUCACAAGAUCAUUGUAACUCUGGUGACCGAAUACCUUGUUUACCUCUGGCUAUAAAAUAAAGGCUCAACUUGCUUCCUCAGCCAGGCACAGGAAGAUCCACCUGUCCUAGACCCAGCUUAUUCUCUUUGUCAUUUCUUCAUCCUUUCGCUGCCCUCACUCAGGCUUUCGAACCCUUGGCUGAGCUGGCUUGGCACAUGUGGCACCCAAUGCGGGGCCUGAGUUCGGGGGAACUUCAGUUGUCAGGUGAAAGAACGCUCCAGUGCAGCACGUGCAGAAAACAAGAAGGAAGUACAGGCCACUCCGUCAUCUCUGAAGAUGUUAGAUGUGGGGAAGUGGCCAAUUUUCUCCCUUUGUUCUGAGGAAGAACUGCAGUUAAUUCGUCAGGCCUGUGUCUUUGGAAGUGCUGGCAAUGAAGUUUUAUAUACUACAGUAAAUGAUGAGGUGUUUGUACUUGGCACAAACUGCUGUGGCUGUUUGGGCUUAGGUGAUGUCCAGAGCACCAUUGAACCUCGGAGACUGGAUUCUUUAAGUGGCAAAAAGAUAGCCUGCCUCAGCUAUGGGAGUGGUCCACAUAUUGUUCUUGCAACAACAGAAGGAGAAGUCUUUACCUGGGGUCAUAAUGCUUAUAGCCAGCUGGGCAAUGGGACAACUAAUCAUGGUUUGGUGCCCUGUCAUAUCUCUACUAAUUUGUCCAACAAACAAGUGAUUGAAGUUGCCUGUGGGUCUUACCAUUCUUUGGUGCUAACAUCUGAUGGAGAAGUAUUUGCCUGGGGUUAUAAUAACUCUGGGCAGGUAGGAUCUGGAUCAACAGCUAAUCAGCCGAUCCCUCGAAGAGUCACUAGCGGCUUACAGAAUAAAGUAGUUGUGAACAUAGCAUGUGGGCAGAUGUGCUCCAUGGCGGUGGUGGACAAUGGGGAGGUUUAUGUCUGGGGUUACAAUGGAAAUGGGCAGCUCGGACUUGGCAGUAGUGGCAACCAGUCAACCCCCUGUAGACUAGCUUUGCAAGGUGUUCGUGUCCAGCGGGUUGCCUGUGGCUACGCACACACAUUAGUAUUAACAGAUGAAGGCCAAGUAUAUGCUUGGGGUGCAAAUUCUUAUGGCCAGUUGGGCACUGGCAAUAAAAGUAACCAGUCCUAUCCUACUCCUGUUGUUGUGGAAAAGGACAGAAUUAUAGAAAUUGCAGCCUGCCACUCUGCCCACACAUCUGCCGCCAAGACCCAGGGAGGGCACGUGUACAUGUGGGGCCAGUGCCGGGGCCAGUCCGUGGUCCUGCCUCACCUCACCCACCUCUCCUGCACCGACGACGUGUUUGCCUGCUUUGCCACUCCCGCCGUCUCCUGGCGCCUCCUCUCUGUGGAACCUGACGACCACCUCACAGUGGCUGAGUCUCUGAAGAGGGAAUUUGACAACCCCAACACCGCAGACCUGAGAUUUCUGGUGGAUGGAAAGUACAUUUAUGCACAUAAAGUCCUUCUCAAAAUUAGGUGCGAGCAUUUUCGUUCUUCAUUGGAUGACAGUGAGGAUGAUAUCGUAGAAAUGAGUGAAUUUUCAUAUCCUGUUUACCGAGCCUUCCUGGAAUACCUGUACACAGACAGCAUCAGCCUUCCCCCUGAGGAGGCAGUAGGAUUGCUAGAUUUGGCUACAUUUUAUAGAGAAAAUCGUUUGAAAAAGCUCUGCCAGCAAACUAUCAAGCAAGGCAUCUGUGAGGAGAACGCCAUUGCUCUGCUCUCUGCUGCUGUGAAGUACGAUGCUCAGGAUUUGGAAGAAUUCUGCUUCAGGUUUUGUGUAAACCAUUUGACUGUAGUAACACAAACUUCAGGCUUUGCAGAAAUGGACCAUGAUCUUCUGAAGAACUUUAUCAGCAAAGCAAGCAGAGUUGGAGCCUUUAAAAAUUGACCCUCACCUGCAGGAAAACAUUUUUAGCAUUCCUGUCUUCCCUUUAAAAGCCAGAGAAUAACUUCUCUUUAAUAGUAUUAAUAAUGAGCUACAUUUGGCUGAAUACUUACGUUCUGUCAAAAGAGGGAUGGUGGUCAGUCUUCCCCAUCUGCUGAAAUCCAGAGUUGAUAUAAAAGGCAUUAAACACUCUGAUCAGAUGUGACUAAGCUCCAGGGAAAACAAUUAAAAUUCUUAUUAUAUUUACCAUUUCCUCUUUUGAGUCACUUAAGUUGGACACUUUUGGCAUAUUGGUCUAAGUAUAUGCUAGUCUGGUUGAAUGUUCUGUUAUUCAACAGGCUGAUAUUGCAUAGAUAAUGACAAGGAAUGCUGUCACCACCACAUUUUCAGCAUCCAGCACAGUGCCUUGCAUAUAGUAGGCACUCAAUUUAUUAUAAAUCUUAAGUAUGCCCUGAGAAUAACUUUUUUGUGCGAGAUAAAUUGAAAACAGCAUGCAUCUGUUAAGGUUCAUAUUCUUCUGGUGCAUUGUUCUGAGAAAUAGUGGCUAAUUUAGAGCAUUAAGUAGAAUUCACAAAAGGCCUUGGCAAAUAAAUUGUCAAAGGCCUAAGGGCUAACUUUAAUUUUCUAUUUACUGAGUCAUUGAUUUCGCUUAUGGGAUUAUUGAAUAUGAAGUACUAUCUUUGAAUGAAUAUUAUUUCUGGGCUCACCUGCCUUACAUAAUUGAAAAAUGUCCUUUGCCUUUGUGUUGAGAGAUUUGCCUCUGUAUAUAAAAAUGUUUGUUUUUCUUGUAAUUGACUUUUAUGUCCCUUUAAAUCAGGUCUCUUAACCUGGUACAGUAUAAUUAUAAAAUACCAGCUGAAAAGGCACUAAAACUCACAUUUCAUAUACAGCAUUAAGAAGAAUGAGAUAAAUUUAUACUUUUUAGAUCAAAAACAAGUUACCCAACUGCAAAAUAAAAACUGGAAUGAGAUAUAGGAUAGUAUCAGAUCUUCCUAAUACGUUUUACAAUAUGAUGUUAUGUAAAGAAAACUCUUGGAACUAGAAACCUUGUUCUGAUACUGAACUAUUUGAUAAUAAAGUGUUUAUUUGAAUAUAAUAGAA